CAGAUCCACCAACCUUGCAGCGCCCCAAUCCAUCCAUCCCAUCCUGCCUCCGACCAUCGUCCUCAAUUUCAGCGCCACCCAACCAACCACCGCACCCCGACGCCUCCUAGUCCCCGCAGCCGCGCAAGCACCCAUGGAGGCGUGCAUCCUCAAGCCCGUGCUCCUGCUCGACUCCGCCGAGCGCAGCCGCCUCCCUGCCCGAUCCACCCAUGGAUCCAUCCGGCCUCGUCGUUCCCCAGCCUCGCCCGCAUCAGGGUCCGCCGGAUCCUGGCCAUGCCCUCGCCGGAGAACACCGUCGCGCGCCUGGUUCAGCUCGCCGUCGUCCUUCAUCCCGCAGCGCCCGAGCCCCAAUGCCCUGCUUGCCUCCUCUACUACGUUCGAGCAGGGAGGACGACGAGUGCUCGACCGGAGCCCCGUUCUCCCUCCUGCGCUCGACCUCGUCCCCAACUACCUGCAUCCAGGACCCGGCCGCCUCCACCUCCGUCGGAGCACCACCGGGCCAGCAGCGCCCCGCGCCCGUCCUCGCGACCAGCUGCGUUGCCGUCGACCACCAGCCCCAGGCCCAUGCUCGACAGCCCUGCCCCUCUUUCUGCUCCUCUACUUCCCCUCUCUCUCACCCGACUCCCUCCCUCUGUUUGCCUACAGAGUUCGUCUGCUGCCAUGGAUGCCUCCUCGAGCUCCCGUUCGCCUCGCGGUCGCCGGGAACCGAUGCCCCGUGGCCGGAUCCGUCAAGCUCCGCCUCCCUGCACCGAGUCCCUCGCCGGAGUGAACUCGUCCCCAAGCCCUCAUCGCCGGCCUCCUGUGCUGCUGUUUCUGUUCUUCAGAAACGAGAGCAGCAGCGCUCGCCCGGUUCAGUCCUGAACGUUGACCGCGCUUCUGCUGCGUGCCCGAUCGCCCUGCCUCCGCUUCGAUCUGCCUGCCAGGCCCGCAACCGCAGCGCCAGGCCCAGCCGGGCCACCUCCUCCGCACCGCGCCAGCCAGCUCCGGUGGCCCAUCUCGCACCAGCCUGCCUCCUCCUCCUUCACGGGCCGCAGCCCAGGGCUUGCAGGUGCCGAUGAGUCUGUGCAGAUGACGCAACCAAGCUCAGGAGGAGCUCGAAG
Messenger RNA from Triticum aestivum (bread wheat), 1100 nucleotides. Its product is annotated as flocculation protein FLO11-like. Lineage: Eukaryota; Viridiplantae; Streptophyta; Magnoliopsida; Poales; Poaceae. The transcript is spliced from 2 exons. Bases 210 to 1058 code for a protein of 282 amino acids. The record is from RefSeq and is a predicted model, not a curated record.